UCUCUCCUCCACCUCCUCUGCAACUUCUUGAAAUGCGUGCUCGGAGCUCGUAACACUAGUUGACCGUUGCAUCUCUUUCCACAGGAGUCUAUUCCAGCAUCAGUAAUGGCAAUCACUGUAGCUCUCAGCCAUUGAUUUAUUCGAGUUUUAUUAUUUGUAGCUUCUGGAGUUGAAUUCAUUAUUAGACGAGAACAGGCUUUUGGUCUUGAUUUCAUCAAGUCUGGCUUUGUUACUUUAUAUUUUGGAGACUUAUUUCAGCUCCUUAGCAGAUUUGCAGCUCACACUCUCGUCGUUUGUGUUCGAUUGGCGUGGCGUGGCGUUGGUGGAAGUGCGAAGUAUUUCUGGAUCUCUAUCUUCUUAUAAGGUGUUCUUCGGUCAAACCUGUUUAAUGUUUGGAGCAAGUGUGGUUAAUCAACCGUGUUUGGACUAAAUAGAUGAAGCUCCAACUUGAAGUAGCUUUAGCUUGCUUUAUCAGCUUGAUCUGGAUUCAGCACAUCCUUUGCGAUGCCAUCAUGCCUGAAAUCGCAGCAGAUGUUCCAGGGACUCCAGACAUAAACAAGUGGACAUGUACAUGUUAUACCGACAAAUGGAACCAGCAAAUUGCCAUUCCAACCAACUGCUCUUCAUCCUGCGAUUGCAUCUCUGAAGGUACAAGUCAAAAUAGAUGGAAAUGCAUCUGUUCCGGCGAUAAACUCCCUGAAGUGGCUGCAAGUCAUGAAUCCGGUUGUUUUAUAUCCUGCAAUUGCAAUUCUGGAUCUUUGAGUGAGCCAGAGUCUUCAAAGAAUCAAUUUUCCAGCAAAGCAGUAUUAAUCAUCUUAUUGCUAUGCAUGGUGGUCACAACUCUUGCAAUUUUCGCUUCAGUGAUGUGCUAUGUCUAUCGAAAGCAUAACUGCCCUAAACGACUGCCUUUAUCCUCAUCUGAUAAAGAUACAAGUUACAACAGUACUUCCAACUUAAUAAGCUAUAGAACGGCUUCGGUCCCAGAAUCUCAAAUAUAUAUUCAUUCUCCCACCAAUCCUAUCACAGGGUUUAUAUACAAGGCUUCUUUCUUGUUUAGAAAACAAACAAGAACUGUACAAGGAACAAUAACAAGCUUUUCAUACUCUGAAUUGGAAACUGCAACCAAUAAGUUCUCCGACUCUAACUUGAUAGGGGUGGGGGUAAGCAGCCACGUCUAUUAUGGCCAACUGAAAGAUGGUAAACUUGUUGCUGUUAAACGGCUUAAAGCACAGGGAGGCCCAGAUGCCGAAGUGACUUUUUUGACAGAGAUUGAACUGCUAUCAAGGCUCCAUCACUGUCAUGUGGUACCGUUGCUUGGCUAUUGCUUAGAGUAUCAUGGAAAACACCCCGAGAUGCUUUUGGUAUUCCAAUACAUGUCGAAUGGUAAUCUCAGAGAGUGUCUAGAUGGAGUGUCGGAAAAAUGCCUCGACUGGGGAGCUCGCAUUGCAGUUGCGAUUGGAGCUGCUAGGGGCUUAGAAUAUCUCCAUGAAGCAGCUGCACCGAGAAUCUUGCAUAGAGAUGUCAAAUCCACUAACAUUCUCUUGGAUGAAAACUGGCGAGCAAAGAUUACUGAUCUUGGCAUGGCUAAAAGUCUGGUGAGUGAUGGUCUCCCCAGCUGUUCUAGUUCUCCUGCUCGAAUGCAGGGGACUUUCGGCUAUUUUGCUCCUGAAUAUGCAAUUGUUGGAAGAGCGUCGCUGAUGUCAGAUGUUUUCAGUUUCGGUGUUGUGCUUCUUGAACUCAUUAGUGGUCGGCAUCCCAUCUAUAAGUCACUCGAGAAAGGGGAAGAGAGCCUUGUCAUAUGGGCAACACCACUUCUACAAGAUAGCAGGCGAGUAAGCAAGGAGUUGCCCGAUCCACGUCUCAAAGGAAACUUUGAAGAAGAAGAGAUGCAAAUAAUGGCCUAUUUGGCAAAGGAGUGCCUGUUGUUGGAUCCUGAUGCUCGUCCAACAAUGAGCGAGGUUGUUCAAAUACUUCUAACUAUCGCGCCAGAAAAAUCUAAAAGGAGGAAUUUCUCCGUUGACCGUUUUCAGGAUUACACCAUCAGAAUGGAUCGUACGAUGGACGAGCUUCAACAAACGUCGUCAAGUGCAUCAUGUUCGUCACAAUCUUCCCUCAUUGUACAUACUCAUGAAAACGAGCAUAAAGAAUCAAUUACAGAUUCACCGAAUAACGUAAACCAAGUAAUCUUUCCAACUCCAGAUCCCAGAAGUUUGCAUGGUGAAGAUGAUGAAGCAACAGUGGACUUAACUGAACCCCGUUACGAAGCCUUCUGCGUGUCCAAUAUAUCAUCUGCGUCCUAAUUUACAUCCCAAACACGAUGAUAAUAUCAAUAUUCAUAAUUUAUUAAUAUGGUGGUACUUGGUCCCUCCUUUUUGGUGAUUAAAUCUUCA
Cynara cardunculus var. scolymus (artichoke) is the source of this 2390-nucleotide messenger RNA. RefSeq names its product receptor-like serine/threonine-protein kinase NCRK. The record is from RefSeq and is a predicted model, not a curated record. Gene Ontology annotation, molecular function: protein kinase activity; ATP binding. NCBI's taxonomy places the organism in Eukaryota, Viridiplantae, Streptophyta, Magnoliopsida, Asterales, Asteraceae. The transcript is spliced from 12 exons. Bases 435 to 2300 code for a protein of 621 amino acids. Gene Ontology annotation, biological process: protein phosphorylation.